Messenger RNA from Sphaeramia orbicularis (orbiculate cardinalfish), 4143 nucleotides. It is a transcript of the gene chsy1, whose product is annotated as chondroitin sulfate synthase 1. Gene Ontology annotation, cellular component: Golgi cisterna membrane. The coding region runs from base 488 to 2887 and encodes 799 amino acids. NCBI's taxonomy places the organism in Eukaryota, Metazoa, Chordata, Actinopteri, Kurtiformes, Apogonidae. The record is from RefSeq and is a predicted model, not a curated record. The transcript has 3 exons. Gene Ontology annotation, molecular function: glucuronosyl-N-acetylgalactosaminyl-proteoglycan 4-beta-N-acetylgalactosaminyltransferase activity.
CCCGUCAGCACUUGCCUACGGAAGCUCGUUGGCUCCAACCUCCGUUAAAACCUUCGCACCAGCGACGCCAAUGUCCGACAUUCUUCAACGGCGACAUGAUGAGAACGGUUCCGUUAUUUCAAGAAAAGACAAACGCCGCUUUUUACGUCGUCGCUUGAGUUUAGCGCAGAGCGGACAGCGAAGGGCCGCUCGAUGAGCACGGGGACCGGGAAGGGGACGGGACACGGUUGGGCUCGAGGCUCCGCGGAGCCGCGGUGAUGCUACGUAGGCAACUGGAAGAAAAGCCGUUUUUCACCGACACACGGUGAGUCCGACCCGGGGCUCCGACACACCGAUGCGCUUGUGCUGUCCCGGACCGCUCCUCCGGACACGCCGGUGUGUUUGUGUCGUGUUGACGGUGGGCUGAGUGUGUUCGGGGUUCGUCGGGGGUUCGUCGGUGGUUUUGGACUCGGUGAGGACGGGGCACGCGCUGCUGAAUCGGUGUGUAAUGGCCGGUCGGAGCCGCAGGGCAUGGUUCAGUGUCCUGCUGGGGCUGGUGGUCGGCUUCACCCUGGCCUCCAGACUCAUCCUGCCCAAGGCCACCGAGCUUAAGAAGGCCGGGCACAAGCGCAAAGCCAACCCCGCCGGCUGCGCACUCAACCCGGGGCUGAGGAAGGAGUACGCCGGGGGGCUAUGGCCGCCGCAGGAGAACGGCUCACCGGCCACCGAACAGCCCGGAUCCAGGUCCGACAACUUCCUGUUCGUCGGUGUGAUGACGGCCCAGAAGUACCUUAACAACCGGGCCGUGGCGGCGCACAGGACGUGGGCUCAGACUAUUCCAGGUCGGGUGGAGUUCUUCUCCAGCGAAGGCUCCGACACCUCCAUCCCCAUCCCCAUUGUAGCUCUGAGGAACGUGGAUGACUCCUACCCGCCCCAGAAGAAGUCCUUCAUGAUGCUGAAGUACAUGCACGACCAUUACCUGGACAAGUACGAGUGGUUCAUGAGGGCAGACGACGACGUCUACAUAAAAAGUGAGAAGCUGGAGGGUUUUCUGCGCAGCCUCAACAGCAGCGAGGCCGUCUUCCUGGGCCAGACGGGCAUGGGCGCCCGAGACGAACUGGGUAAACUGGCCCUGGAACCGGGCGAGAACUUCUGCAUGGGGGGGCCGGGGGUGAUCAUGAGCCGCGAGGUUCUCAGAAGGAUGGUACCGCACAUCCGAGAAUGUCUACAAGAGAUGUACACCACCCACGAGGAUGUGGAGGUGGGCCGCUGUGUGAGGAGGUUCGCAGGGGUCCAAUGUGUGUGGUCCUACGAGAUGCAGCAGCUGUUCUAUGAGAACUAUGAACCAAAUAAAAAGGGCUACAUCAGAGAUCUCCAUAACAGCAAGAUCCAUCGCGCCAUCACCCUCCACCCCAACAAGAACCCUCCGUACCAGUAUCGCCUCCACAGCUACAUGCUCAGCCGCAAGAUCGCAGACCUGCGUUAUCGUACCAUUCAGCUUCAUCGUGAGAUCGUCCAGAUGUGGCGCUACGGAGCAGCCGAGCCCAGCCGAGAAGACCUCCAACUCGGAACACCGCCCUCAUUCAUGCGUUUCCAUCCACGGCAGAGAGAGGAAGUCCUGGAGUGGGAGUUCUUGACGGGAAAGUAUCUGUUUUCGUCGUCUGAUGGUCAACCUCCCCGCCGUGGCAUGGACUCGUCCCAGAGGCAAGCCCUGGAUGACAUCAUCAUGCAAGUGAUGGAGAUGAUAAACGCCAACGCCAAAACACGAGGGCGGGUUAUUGAUUUCAAAGAAAUCCAGUAUGGUUACCGGAGGGUCAGCCCCCUUUAUGGGGCAGAGUAUGUCCUGGAUCUGCUGCUGCUGUACAAGAAGCACAAAGGAAAGACUAUGACGGUUCCUGUGAGGAGACACGCCUACUUACAGCAGACCUUCAGCCAGAUCCAGUUCAGAGAGGAGGAAGAAAUGGAUGCUAGAGCUCUUGCUAGCCACAUCAAUAAAGAGUCUGACUCCCUUUCAUUUCUGUCCAACUCCCUCAAGAUGCUGGUGCCUUUCAAACUCGCCACGUCUGGCCAGGACCAAAGGGAAACAAAGGAGAAAAAGGUCAACAUUCUCGUACCUUUGUCUGGACGCUAUGACAUCUUUGUACGCUUCAUGGCCAACUUUGAACGAGUCUGUCUGAUCCCCAACCAGAACGUCAAGCUAUUGAUCCUGCUCUUUAACACCGAUAACAACACUGAGCGGGUCAAGCAGGUGGACCUCAUGAGGGAGUAUCACAUGAAAUAUCCCAGAGCGGAAAUGGAGAUCAAACCCGUGGCGGGGUCUUUCUCCAGGGCUCUGGCUCUGGAAGUGGGUUCAUCACACUUCUCUAAUGACUCUCUGCUCUUCUACUGUGACGUGGACCUGCUCUUUACCGGCGAAUUCCUGAAGCGAUGUCGGGCCAAUACCGGCCUUGGAGAGCAGACUUAUUUUCCCAUUAUCUUCAGUCAGUAUGACCCCAAGGUGGUGUACGCUGGGAAAGUCCCUAGCAACAACCACUACGUCUUCACGUCCAAGACGGGCCUGUGGAGGAACUACGGCUUUGGGAUCGUCUGCGUCUACAAAGGUGACUUGAUUCGAGCAGGAGGCUUCGACACUUCCAUACAGGGCUGGGGGUUGGAGGACGUCGACCUCUUUAAUAAAUUCGUCCAGUCAGGGAUUAAGUUGUUCAGAAGCACAGACACAGGGAUAGUGCAUGUCCACCACCCGGUUAUAUGUGACCCCAACCUAGAGGCAAAGCAAUAUAAGAUGUGCCUGGGCUCCAAAGCCUCGUCGCACGGCUCCACCCAACAGCUGGCGGAGCUCUGGCUGGAGAAGAAUGACCACAGCUUCAGGAGGUUGGCCAGCAAUAACGGCUCCGUCAGGACAGCGUGAGAAACGGCGGACCACAGACUGUCGUAAAGUCGACCUGAUGCUGGUCUGGACUCACAUUCUUCUCUUAGUGGUGUUUUCGCUACCUAAUUUAUUUUUUACUGAAAUGAGAGACUGCACAUGGAUAUAUUUUGAAAAUGUCUUUUUUAAAUAAAAUUUACAGAAACGCCUUGACGAACAAUUCAACAACGCCUUUGGUUCUGGUGCGGAGGUACUGGGUUGUAGCGGAGGGGGUUCUUCGGUCUGGUCCAGGGGUCAUUAUCAUGUACCUCAGUGACGUACACACUGGUGGUCCUUAAAUAACGCCUGUGUUGUGUUUGUAGAAAACAGACUGGUGUGGGUGUCCUCAACGCUCCAAAUACAACUCAACUUUUCUUUGUGAAUGUUUACAACAGACUGAAUUUGAACAUUUCAUUGUUGAAAACUCCAAUCACACCUAUCUUAAUGAUUACUAAGGGCCAUUUAUUUGAUUCUUUUAAUUUACUAUGUUUUUCUGUUGCUUUUGACAUAACACUGUUACUGUUUCUCCAGGGUUUAUAUUUUCAUUUAUGAUUUAUUUCUGUGAACCCAACUGCUGGAUUUGAUAUCUGCAAUUCAUCUUUUCCUGUCUAAUUUAUUGAAUUAGAAUGAAAUAGGCUCCAUUUUCUACUUUCUGACUGUUUUAAUAUGUAUAAUGGAAAGAUUGUAUAACCAUGUCAGCUGCAGGAUAGUGUUUUAUUUUUUCGUAUUAUUCUUAAACUCAUUAUCACCAAAGAGUUUUGCACAAUCUGUGGUAGGUACCAUAUGUUAGGUGUGUUUGAGUGUGAACGUGCAUGUGUGUGGUUGUUUUACUGUAGAAGGUGACGGAGGCGCCGGCUCCGUCCGACCACUCCGGCUUUUAUUCCACUUCCACACAUUUCAGUCUCAGUCUUUAAGAACGUUCUGUCGGUUUUGUGGUUGAACGGAGCAAGCGGUGCCGUGGCUUCACUGCUGGUUCCAUGGAGCUGGGACGGGUCUGGUUCUGUGUUUCAGGCCCGGUUCGCUGUUCUGCCCCGUCUUCGGUGCCUCUGGGCAGGAAGUGUCCGAUGUAGUGCUACAUCUGAUCACUGCUCCACUUUCAGCAAAACCGUGUCAGUGCUUGAUAUUUAAGAUCGAACAAGGAUGAAUGUGAUCGAUGCUGUCAUUCUUGAACUUUUUUUUUGGUCAUUUUUGUUCUUUAAACUCUGUCCAACUGCGAAAGGUUUUCUAUUUAAAAAAAUAAAAUGGGGUAAAAGUAUAAA